UGCUCCUUCUGUGCUUCCUGGACCAGACUGAGAAGGACUAGAGACACUGCAUAGGGGGGGGGGGAAAGGAGUGGUAUCUGGGAUUUGACUUUGGGAAGGGAUAAUUUAUUGAGCUAUUUAAUGCCUUUUAUUUGCCCCACGUGUGAUUAAGUUACCAGUAGAAGUCAGUUUCCAUGAGCAUCCGUUACAACAGGACGGCUUAGUGACUGCAUUGCACACAAUACACGAGAUGUGUAUUUCUUUGGGUGCACUCGCCUUUUUGCCUUGUAAGGUGCAUGAUCACUAUGAUAAUAUUCAUCUGUCUGUCAUACCUUCUUCGGGAUUUUAUGUAUUUUUAUUUCUUGAGGCCACAAAUACAGCAUAUUAAAUAUGGGCAGUAGAGGAAAUUCUUCAGAAUGUUAGGGACUGCGAUUUCUAUUUAUUUUUUUGCGUUUCUUUGUGCAGUUAUGUUCUGCCGUUACUUUCCAUUGCAGGACAGGGAUUCUAAAAACUUCAAACAGUGCAAUAUUUGCCCUUGUCAUAUCACUGUACCUCGUCUAAUAAUGAGCAUCACUUCUCUUGUUCUCUUGGUGUCUUUUGUAAAUCAAGAGAGGUCAUCUACAGGAGGUCCAAGGGAGCUGAAGUUCAAUGCCGCAAGUUGAUGGUAAACAAAAGUGUGUGUGUAUGUAUGUAUGCUUGUAUCGGUGUAUAUAUAUAUACGUAUGUAUAAAUAUAUAUUUAUAUGUAUAUAUAUAUAUGUAUAUGUAUUUUACACUGUUUACAAGGAUGGGGACGAAAGUGUUGUGCAUUUCAGUGGAGUAAUAAAAGUUUUAUCGUACCAAGUUCUGUUGCUGCAUUUUACAAGUAGGAAGUGAGUGUGAUGUUGCGUAGGAUUUGCUUUGCUCAAUAAAGCUCCUUAUUGAGUAGUAUGCCUCUCUGCAAUGACACUCUAGCCCAGCCAGAGUUGUAUGGUGGUUCACUGUUUCUCUGACAAUCCUAAUAGCAUAUCAAGCCCUGGUAUAUGGAGUUCUGACACGUUGGCCAAUCAGAAGAACCGUUGCAUCUGCAUGUUCUCUGCAGAGAACAAAACGGUUGCCAUGUUGCGGCUGUUACUGCCACGCUUCCCCCAGGAUCUUCAAGCCGCUGAGGCAGGGCUGCUUGCGCAAGGUGUUUCAGCGGCACAUCUAUUUUGCACAUGGGACGGGAAAUGGUUAUUUCAUGUUCCUGUUUUUUGAUCAGCGUCAAGUCUUCCUUGUGAUUGAUGCCCUGGUCCCUCACAUGCAUGGAGUCAAGAGCCCACCGUGCGUGGCCACACUGGAGAUGUCGGAGAACGAGGGCCGAGAGGACGAGGGGGACGGGGACUACGAGAGCCUGCCGCCUCAUGUCUCGUUGACGACCCACAUGACAGCGGGGGCCGUGGCGGGCGUGCUGGAGCACACGGUCAUGUACCCCGUGGACUCGGUCAAGACCAGGAUGCAGAGCCUGCAGCCAGAUCCCAAGGCCCAGUACAGUGGGGUCUACCAGGCCCUGAAGAGGAUCAUCCAGACUGAGGGGCUGUUCAGACCGCUGAGGGGGCUGAACAUCACCAUGCUCGGUGCCGGCCCCGCCCACGCCCUCUACUUCGCCUGUUACGAGCAGGCCAAGCACUCCCUGAGCCACACCUUCCAGAGCAAGGGCAACAGCCACUUGGCUAACGGUCUAGCAGGAAGCAUAGCAACUGUCCUCCACGACGCCAUCAUGAACCCUGCAGAAGUGGUGAAGCAGAGGAUGCAGAUGUACAACUCCCCGUACCGGGGCCUGUGGGACUGCGUGCGGACCAUGACGCGCGCCGAGGGCCCGGGGGCCUUCUACCGCAGCUACAGCACGCAGCUCACCAUGAACAUCCCCUUCCAGGCCGUGCACUUCAUCACCUACGAGCUGAUGCAGGAGCGGCUCAACCCCCAGCGCCAGUACAACCCGGGCAGCCACGUGGCGGCGGGCGCGCUGGCCGGCGCCGUGUCGGCCGCCAUCACCACGCCGCUGGACGUGUGCAAGACGCUGCUCAACACGCAGGAGAACACGGCGCUGGACUCCAUGCGCGUCAGCGGGCACCUGACGGGCAUGGCCAAUGCCUUCAGGACGGUGUACCGGCUGGGCGGUGCCGCGGCCUUCUUCAAAGGCGUGCAGGCCCGCGUCAUCUACCAGAUGCCGUCCACGGCCAUCGCCUGGUCGGUGUACGAGUUCUUCAAGUACUUCAUGACCCAGCAGCAGCUGGAGCGAGAGGCGUCCAAAGGCUCCCGCUAGCCGGAGGAAGCCGCCGCGAGGGAUGCCAAAGAACGGAGCGGGAGAAGCAGAGAGCGGCAAGCGUGACGGUGGGACGACGGGCGUGUCCGGUGUGACGGCGUGGAGCAACCUGAGUGACGGCGCCUUACCGGUUUUCCUGGGCCUUGUUGCAAAGGCCUUCCAGGAAAAGGAUUUGCAAUGUGACACUGCGUGGCACUACCUACUUCCUACACAACCUUCACUCUUUUUGUUUCUGUUCCCACCGAGCGCUCGUGAGUGGCCCUUCAGAGAGGAGCGUCAGGCGAGCAGGCAGCCAAGCGAGAGAGAAAGGCCUAUUCUUGUCUGUUUACCUCCUCCCUCCACAACGCUCACAGAAGUCACUUCUGCUCAUUGUGUGCAUUGAUUGUUUGCCUUCACUUGGGUGUUUAUAGUUCUAAUAUGGGAACUUUUUAUUUAUACUAUCAUUGCAUUCUUCUGGCGUUUGUAUUUAUGUGUGUGGAACAAACACAGGGCUCUCUGCUUGCAUUCCUUCUGAGUGUUUUUAUAACAAACUGCUUUUGGGGCAUUAUUUUAUUCUCUGUUCCCAAAGGCUCUUACAGGGCAUGUCAACAUUUUAUGUCUUUACAAUAUUUCCUACUGGUUCCUGUAGCUGUCAUUUGAACAUGGAGAUAAACUCUUCUAUUGGGCCCCUCCUGAUGCCACACGUGUCAGAUCUCAUAAUGAGGGGUCAGAUAUUGUUAGCGGUGGUCCUCUUGUUGUCAGGAUUAUGAAUAGCUGAAAAUUAUAUUUUCGUCUUUCUGAGAGCACCGCACGCACUCUCUCAGAAACAGAGCUGUAGACCGCAGCGGUCCUCAUAUCGCCUUGUUUUAGGUGCAGUACUGCAUUGUUCCAAUCACGCACAACGUGUGUGUGUGUGUGUGUGUGUGUGUGUGUGUGUGUGUGUGUGUGUGUGUGUGUGUGUGUGUGUGUGUGUGUGUGUGUGUGUGUGUGUGUGUGUGUGUGUGUGUGUGUGUGUGUGUGUGUGUGUGUGUGUGUCGAUAUGCAGGUCCAAGCCAUGGGUCCAAAGUGAAGUAUAUCUAUUGCCAUCCUCUCUUUCUAGGAUAACUAUUGUUCAUGGGUGAGACUUCUUACAUGCCACGCCCUUAUGCAUUCGUACCCUUUGUUUGGCAGUGUGCGUAUGGCUACGGUUGUGAUGUCACUAAAUCAGCCUUGCGUCCACUCCUGCAUUCAGCGGCACAGUCCUGUGCUCUCUUUGUAGGCAAGGCUCUACAAUUUACACUCCAUUCCCCUCCCAACACAACCCCCUCAAAAAGGUUAACCCCAUCGUAACAAUUAACGUGUAAAUUGUUAAGUGAUUUAAAGGGGCGUACCUUUUGUGAAGGAAGAUUCCUAAUCUCAUUCUGUCCAUGAUUUCCUCCGUGGUCCCCAUUUAGCCUCCUCUACGUCCUGAGUGUUUAGCUGACCGUGGUGGUCCGUAUGUCCCUCAGGCUUCAAUCCUCCUGGAGGGACGGAGAUUUUUUUUUUUUUCUCGGCACUCAAUGAUUAACGCACAAUGUAACAUAUGAGACUAGAAAUAUUAGGGUUAUAAUUACGUCAUUAAUGUUAUUUCAUACAAUCAAAUUCCUUGGUUUUUUUUAUACCCCUUAAUCACAGUCCCAGUCAACGUGCUGAACAGGCCUUAUUUUUAUGACACCACUCUGACACUAGCCCCCCAGCGCACACAAAACAUGUUCAUCUUGUGCCUACACAU
This is a messenger RNA of Gadus chalcogrammus (walleye pollock), 3991 nucleotides long. Its product is annotated as mitoferrin-1-like. Gene Ontology annotation, biological process: iron import into the mitochondrion. The transcript has 5 exons. NCBI's taxonomy places the organism in Eukaryota, Metazoa, Chordata, Actinopteri, Gadiformes, Gadidae. Gene Ontology annotation, cellular component: mitochondrial membrane. The record is from RefSeq and is a predicted model, not a curated record. The coding region runs from base 1198 to 2262 and encodes 354 amino acids. Gene Ontology annotation, molecular function: ferrous iron transmembrane transporter activity.